Molecule: messenger RNA, 1259 nt
Organism: Electrophorus electricus (electric eel)
Lineage: Eukaryota; Metazoa; Chordata; Actinopteri; Gymnotiformes; Gymnotidae
Gene: slc25a5
Product: solute carrier family 25 member 5
Biological process (GO): mitochondrial ADP transmembrane transport; negative regulation of mitochondrial outer membrane permeabilization involved in apoptotic signaling pathway; mitochondrial ATP transmembrane transport
Cellular component (GO): mitochondrial inner membrane
Molecular function (GO): ATP:ADP antiporter activity
Source: RefSeq, a predicted model, not a curated record
CUCGGCCAUUUUGACGCACCCGGCGUUCUGCUGUCUCGAGCUUGAGUGGGCUCGCGCCUCCCUGACACCCGUUACUAGGACACACCGGCAAGCGACCAUGAGUGACACCGCCAUCUCCUUCGCCAAGGACUUCCUGGCUGGUGGUAUUGCCGCGGCCGUUUCCAAGACAGCCGUUGCUCCCAUCGAAAGAGUAAAGCUACUUCUUCAGGUGCAACAUGCCAGCAAACAGAUCACGGCUGAUAAACAGUACAAAGGUAUUGUGGACUGUGUUGUCCGAAUUCCCAAGGAGCAGGGGUUCCUUUCUUUCUGGAGAGGGAACUUGGCCAAUGUCAUCAGAUACUUUCCCACUCAAGCCCUCAACUUUGCUUUCAAGGACAAGUACAAGAAGGUUUUCCUUGAUGGUGUAGACAAGCACACCCAGUUCUGGAGGUACUUCGCUGGUAACCUGGCCUCCGGAGGUGCGGCUGGUGCCACCUCCCUUUGCUUUGUUUACCCUCUUGACUUCGCCAGAACCAGGCUGGCAGCAGAUGUGGGCAAGGCAGGGUCGGAGAGAGAGUUCACCGGGUUGGGUAACUGCUUAGUAAAGGUCUUCAGGUCUGAUGGCCUUAAAGGUCUGUACCAGGGCUUCAACGUAUCUGUGCAGGGUAUUAUCAUCUACAGAGCAGCUUACUUUGGCAUCUAUGACACAGCAAAGGGUAUGAUGCCAGACCCCAAAAACACUCACAUUGUGAUCAGCUGGAUGAUUGCUCAGACAGUGACGGCCGUUGCCGGUCUUGCGUCGUACCCCUUCGACACGGUGCGCCGUCGCAUGAUGAUGCAGUCUGGGCGUAAAGGAGCUGACAUCAUGUACACGGGCACAAUUGACUGCUGGAGGAAGAUUGCACGUGAUGAGGGUAGUAAGGCCUUCUUCAAAGGAGCUUGGUCCAAUGUUCUCAGAGGCAUGGGUGGUGCCUUUGUGCUGGUCUUGUAUGAUGAGUUGAAGAAAUUCAUGUAAAUGUUUGUUGGUCAUUAUGUUGUGGUUGGCUGUAACAUAACUUGUAAAUUUGAAAGGACUCAAAUUCCACCAUAUUUAUAAGGGACCAACUAGUAUAUCAAUACUAGUUGUACUGGGGAGUUGUUUGUGCUUUUAUUUUACCUCUUUUCUGUUUUGAUCCUCAUCUUGUCAUUCCAAGAAAGAUAGAAGCCAUGCCAGGUACUGAUCCUGGUAUUCAGCUGGUCUGUUAAGGCAUUACACUUCAAUAAAGACCGACUGAACUUAA